CGCACUUGAACGAAUCGCACUUGACUGUUUCUUCGACAACAUGGAGGUCCCGACCGACGACAUCCGCUUCCAGAUCGAGCUCGAGUUCAUCCAAUGCUUGGCGAGUCCGUCGUAUCUGAACCAUUUGGCGAUCAACCAGUACUUUGAAAACCCGGCCUUCCUCAACUACCUGCAAUACCUCAAGUACUGGAAGAAGCCCGAGUACGCUCGUUAUGUCAACUACCCCCAUGCGUUGACGUUCCUCGACCUAUUGGACGACGAGAAGUUUCGCCAGAUGAUCGCCCACGAUAACUUUCGCGAUUUGGUGCACCAGCAACAAGGGUUACAUUGGAUGCAUUACUACAAUAAUCGCGUCAAGGCAGCGGCCGCACAAGCAGCAGACGUCGUCGAAUAACAUAACUAUACACUGCAUAUACUGCGUCUCCCGCCCGCAUAUAGACAUUUGCUCCACCAGAGUCUUUCUUGGUACCACCA
Messenger RNA from Aphanomyces astaci, 474 nucleotides. RefSeq lists its product as hypothetical. The record is from RefSeq and is a predicted model, not a curated record. Gene Ontology annotation, biological process: regulation of transcription by RNA polymerase II. Gene Ontology annotation, cellular component: mediator complex; core mediator complex. Gene Ontology annotation, molecular function: transcription coregulator activity. The transcript is spliced from 4 exons. Lineage: Eukaryota; Oomycota; Saprolegniomycetes; Saprolegniales; Verrucalvaceae. Bases 41 to 394 code for a protein of 117 amino acids.